ACGGCAUGUAAACAAAACAAUUCCUGCGUUCGUUUUUCUGUGCGCUUUUACACUUUCGGCUGGUUUUUACUUAAAAUACAACGCUUCCACAGUAAUGGACGACGACGAAGAAACCCUCUGUAGGUAUGGAACAGCUCUACCAGCAUUUGAAGAAGAUGCAGUGCCGUCGAAGAAGCCCAUCACAGUCGAGGACCAGAUCGUGCUGGAUAGCAAUGGAAAGCGCCGGUUUCAUGGCGCAUUUACGGGCGGUUUUUCGGCGGGCUACUGGAACACGGUCGGCUCGGAGGAAGGCUGGAAGCCGGCCGAGUUUAAAAGCUCGCGCACGGAGAAAUCGUCCCUUGCGCGGCAGCAAAAUCCGAUGGAUUUCAUGGACGAGGAGGACCUGGGCGAGUUUGGCAUUGCGCCACAGCGUGUGCAGGCAAAGGAAGACUUUGCGCACAGCAGUGCGGCCGGCCGGUCCAACAAGCGACGCUUGGAUCUAGCCUUUUCCAAGGGUCCAAUUCCGGGUCAGCCCGUGUUGCGCGCGCUGCUCGAACCGGCCAGGGAGAAAACGGCCGUGAAGAUACUCAAAAAGAUGGGCUGGCGGGAAGGGCAAGGAAUCGGUGAGCGACAAACGAAGCGAGAGAAAAAGCGAGCCAACGAGCGGAACAGCAAGGAGCAGUAUAUCCUGAAAAUGUACGGUUGUGAGAUUCCGGGACGUGACACCAGCGCCAGCGCAGAGAACGACGACGGGGAUGAUGGGGAGGAAUCGGACGGUUCGGACAGUGACUAUGAGAUAACGUUCGCGCCGGAUGAUUUCGAUCCCUUGGUAGCGGCCCUAAAGGACAACACGUUCGGGCUGGGCUACAGUGGGCUGGACCGUGGCGGCACUUCGAAAGGAUUCCAGCUGUUCGAUACGCUCGAGGUGGUCGAUCGGAACAACAAGAAGCUUUCCAUCCGCGGGCAAGCAUUCGGCAUCGGUGCGCUGGAAGACGAUGACGAUUUAGACGUGUACGCACGGGAUGACAUGUCGCGGUACGAUUUUUCGCUCGAAGAUAGAUCCAAAUCAAAGCGGGCGAUCGAGGGGAAAAAAUCGGGCAGUGAAGCGAACACGCUGGAAGGCUUCUGCCCGGUCAGCAGUUCCCGGAAGCUGGCGAAGAAGGUUUUUCGCGUGGACGUGCCGGAAGCGUUCAGGCCACGGAAUUGGGAGGAACGACGCUCGCGCUUCGACCGCAUCGACGAGGAACGGGCGAGGAAAAUGCAGCAAGAAAACGAGUACAAAAUCAAGGGACUCGGUAGGCACGAUCUUGACCCGAAGGAACGGGGAGCGAUUCUUGGUGAGCAGACGGUCGCCAAGAAUCCGGUGCUGGAAAUGAUAAACAAGCAAAGCUCCAACUUUGUUCGGCGAGAAGUUAUGAAUGAGGCUGUAGAUCCGCUUCCGCAGGAAACGAAACGCUUGGCAAGCGAAGAGAAGAGUGGACAAGAUUCAAAGCAGGACAGCUCACCGUCGAUCGUUCCCUCGGGUCUGGUACAACAGCCGAGUGUGCUGCAGCGCCAGUACGUCGGUUCCACCAAGGAAGGGUUCAAACCGUUCAUUGCGAUGCCCGACAAGCAGGAACGCUACGAACGGUUUCUUGCCUUUCAGCCAACGGAGCGCUACCUGACCCGCGAACAGUACCUCGAAUCGUUGCAACCGCUAAACCUUUCCGCCUGGGAUCGGGAACGGGAGCGGAAGGAGUUUAUGCAGGCCGAACGCAUGUACCGCCCACUGGACGGCCUUAUGUCCGAACGGUUCGUUACGGCAUCGAGCCUGAUAGCGGACAAAACCAUUCCCGCCGAUGGGGACGCCGGCAAACCGCGCGAAAUUCGCAUGACACGCAGCCGCACAAUGUGGAAGCCGCACAAGGACAUCUGCAAACGCUUCAACGUGCCGGAACCGUUCGGCGGAAUGAUGGUGGACGAUACCGAUGCGGUGGAGAAACGGCGCAAAGAGAAGGGCAAGUUCUCCGUGUUCGAUUACUUGGAAGCGCCGGUUACGAAUAGGCGAGAUUUUGUAACGCCGACCAUGAUACCGGUCGCACAACAGGCAGCGGAAGACAAGCGACCAAAUGGUGGCGGCAGCAAACCGGUAGAACAGUCGAGCGGCACGACUACCGCCGGGCAGAGAUGUUCGUCGAAAGAUUUUUUCCUAACCGAAAGUACGCCAUCCGCGAAAGAAGUUGACCGCAACGCUGGCGUUACGAUUGAGCAGCCAAAACCACCAACAUCUCAAACUUCCCGGACGGUUCCCACAAAACCGCCGUACAAAAAACGAACCGAACUGGAGGAAAAGGUGCUCGAGGCGACCAAUAAAAAGCCGGAAGAGAAGCGUGACCUUUUCAAGUCCAUCUUUUGCAGCAGCGAUGAAGAGGAGCAGGAGGAUGAGCAGUCGAAGAAUCAGCAGCCGUCGAAACCGGACGAUGCAGCAGCUCCAUCCGGAAGCGCGGCACUAACCGACGAGGAAAAGCUUAAGAUGGUCGACAGCUUCGUAUCGAUCAAGCCCGCCCGCCAGUUAAACAUUCUGCGCAACAACUCUCCACCUCGCGGGAUUUUUAAGAAUUUGUUCGAAUUCAAAAAACCACAACACGCUGACGGGGAAGAUCAUUCAAAGCGCGAAAGCGUUCUGCAGUGCUCAUCGAAAGCUGCAGCGGGCAAAGCGAAGGAGAUCCUUCAGCAAGCUGGUAAAGACGAAUCAAAGAACGGUACCGAUUCGUCCAGCGAUUCGGACCCGGACAGUGCGUCCGACUCGGACGAACCGGAAUACUAUGGUCCACGGUUACCGUCGCAGGGUGGUGCCAACAAUGCUCCCUCUUCAAAGACUCCCAUCGAGCCAGCAUCGCAUCCGCUUCUGAGUGGUCGGGAAGUAGCGGGAACACCAACGGGAAGGUACACCGAAGUAUGGAUCGAAAAAGAUGCCGGCGAGGAUCGACACUCGUCUUCGGGAAGGGUGAAGAAAAAGAAAAAACACAAACAUCACGAGCACAAGAAAAAAUCGAAGGGGAAGCACAAGAAAGAGAAAAAGAAAAGCAGCCAUAAGCAUAAGAGUAAACGAUAGACGCCGUGUGUGUGCACUACGUUUGGUUUUUGGCAAUAAAGCUACACAGGUCGUGCAAAGUGUUA
This is a messenger RNA of Anopheles merus, 3138 nucleotides long. RefSeq names its product G patch domain-containing protein 1 homolog. Gene Ontology annotation, cellular component: nucleus. Gene Ontology annotation, biological process: mRNA processing. Gene Ontology annotation, molecular function: RNA binding. Bases 95 to 3073 code for a protein of 992 amino acids. NCBI's taxonomy places the organism in Eukaryota, Metazoa, Arthropoda, Insecta, Diptera, Culicidae. The transcript is spliced from 2 exons. The record is from RefSeq and is a predicted model, not a curated record.